Cornus florida is the source of this 561-nucleotide messenger RNA. RefSeq lists its product as uncharacterized. The record is from RefSeq and is a predicted model, not a curated record. The transcript is spliced from 2 exons. Lineage: Eukaryota; Viridiplantae; Streptophyta; Magnoliopsida; Cornales; Cornaceae. Bases 1 to 561 code for a protein of 186 amino acids.
AUGCGUACCUUUGAAGGACGUCUGAUCAUCAUUAGGAAGUGGAUCACGAAUGUUAAGUUUGAGAAGGAUGUGUUGAAGACAAUCCCAAUUUGGAUGAGAAUUUAUGAUUUACCAAUACAUUUUCGUAAUGCAGUGGUGGUCUCUAAGGUAUGUUCCUCAUUUGCACAACCUAUAUACAUGGAUAAUCUAACUCUCCAUAGGGAUCAAGGGGGAUUUGUUAGGGUUAUAGUCGAAAUUGAUAUAAAAGUUGAGCUUCCUGAUAUGUUAGAGGUUGACUUCCUUAGUGAAGAUUACCAGAUGCUUAUGUUUAUGCCUACACUGAGUCGGCAAGGUAAAGUAGGUAAUGUGUCUGGUGUCUCUACCUCCAAUCCUUUUACAGUACUCAACGCUAGUGGUGAAGUUGUUAAUGACAUUGUAGCGGGUGAUGUGGUAGAUACCAAGGAGGGGGAUGAUAAUAAUGCUUUUGGUGGAGGUAUGGUUCCCUCUAUUGGUGGUAUUGUUGACACUGCUACUAUGGUGGAUAAAAUUGAGGCCAAUGAGGGGAGAUUGAAUUUUCCUUAA